AUGGCUAAAUUUACAGUCUUGGCUGGACUGUCACUGUUGAUGUGCCUUCAAAUCGCAUCCUCUACCAGACUGGUCUGCUAUUUCACCAACUGGUCCCAGUACAGACCCGGCACUGGCAAAUAUCUGCCUGCCAACGUUGACCCCCAUCUUUGUACACACCUGAUCUACGCCUUCUCAGUCAUCAACCCGUCUAAUGAGCUGACAACCUAUGAGUGGAACGAUGAUGUUCUCUAUAGAGCCUUCAACGAUCUCAAAAACACAAAUCCCCAGCUGAAGACUUUGUUGGCUGUUGGUGGUUGGAACUUCGGAACAACCCAAUUCACCAUCAUGGUUUCAUCUCCUGCCAACCGUCAGCGGUUCAUCCAGUCUGCUAUCAGGUUCUUAAGAAUGCACGGUUUUGAUGGGCUGGACCUGGACUGGGAGUACCCUGGUGCAAGAGGAAGCCCACCUGAGGACAAAGCAAGAUUUACAGUACUCUGCAGGGAAUUACUGGCUGCCUUUGAGAAGGAGGCUGCUGACACCAGAAGACCUCGGCUGCUGCUCACCGCUGCAGUGGCUGCUGGGAAGGGAAACAUUGACAAUGGUUAUGAGAUUGCCAACGUGGCAAAGAUUCUAGACUUCAUAAAUAUCAUGACCUAUGACUUCCACGGUGCAUGGGACCCUUUCACUGGUCACAACAGCCCUCUGUACAAGAGCUCUUUUGAUCAGGGGGAACACAUCUACUUCAAUGUGGACUUCGCUAUGAAAUACUGGGCAGACAAAGGAGCUCCACUUGACAAGAUCUUGGUUGGUUUUCCCACCUACGGACGCACAUUUCGUACAACAGCAGCAGGUAACGGUGUUGGAGUGCCAGCCAGUGGAGCAGCCUCUGCCGGCCCCUACACCAGAGAAGCUGGCUUUUGGUCCUACUACGAGAUUUGCAAUUUCCUCCAAGGAACCAGUUCCCAGUGGAUUGAUGAGCAAAUGGUGCCCUAUGCUGUAAAAGGCAAUGAAUGGGUUGGAUUUGAUAAUAGGAAGAGCUUUGAAAUCAAGGCACGUUAUUUGAAGGACAAUAAGUACGGUGGAGCCUUUAUCUGGGCUCUGGAUCUGGAUGAUUUCUCAGGCCAGUUCUGCGGACAAGGAAGCUACCCCCUCAUUGGUUAUCUUCGCUCCCUUCUGGAUUCAGCACCCAUGGAAACAACUACUGUCGCACCCAUGGAAACAACUACUGUCCUUGAGCCAGUGACACGCACAACUGCAGCAACUGCAAGUGCAACUACAACUAGCACGACCAGCGCUACCACAACACCUGCUUCAGGAACUGAUUUCUGCGCUGGGCUGUCUGACGGUCUCUAUGUGAACAAUAGAGACAGGCACACUUUUUAUCAGUGCUUCCAUGGAAACACAUUCCUGCAGAGAUGUCCUGCCAGUCUUGUUUUCAGUGAGAGAUGCAAGUGCUGCGACUGGCAUUAA
Molecule: messenger RNA, 1452 nt
Organism: Sphaeramia orbicularis (orbiculate cardinalfish)
Lineage: Eukaryota; Metazoa; Chordata; Actinopteri; Kurtiformes; Apogonidae
Product: acidic mammalian chitinase-like
Exons: 11
Coding region: 1-1452 (483 amino acids)
Biological process (GO): carbohydrate metabolic process
Cellular component (GO): extracellular region
Molecular function (GO): chitin binding; hydrolase activity, hydrolyzing O-glycosyl compounds
Source: RefSeq, a predicted model, not a curated record